GAACUCCGCCCUAAAGAAACUUGCACUGGACUUCAUCAUUGAAAUAUCGAUUCAGACUUGAACUGAAUAUUAGUUUGGUUUCUGUUGUAAGACGGAGUCAGAGUCAGCGCGCUGAAUGAACAUGUCAGGCUCUGGAGACUCCAGCCAGCCUCCACAGACACCUGUAGGGGGAGGCAGAGGGUUACCUAUGGGUCGCAGGCUGCCUGCUUCAAUCUCUCCAGGACGCCUUCCCACGAUGCGCUCCAGAGACCUCACUUUAGGGGGUGUGAAAAAGAAAACCUUCACCCCCAAUAUUAUUGGUCGAAAAUCUAAAGAAGAAUUGAAAACUGAUGAGAGACAGAGACUAGAUAAGAAAGAUGCAGAUCGAGGCAGACAGCGGAAUGGACGGGGAAGAGGCCGGGGUCGUCCUGAGGUCAUCCAAUCACAUUCCAUUUUUGAGCAGGGUCCAGCAGAGAUGAUGGCCAAGAGAAAAGGUAUAUACAAUGAUACCAGAGAAACACCAAACAGUGGCCCAUCCCCCAUUAUCAACAUCAAAAAGGAGCGCGAGACAGAAGAGGAGACUAAAGAAAUUCUGCGCAAACUUGAGAGUGAUAAGUUUCUAGAUGACCCUCACCUUAGAGGUGAAAGAGGGAGCUGUCCUGUGCAGCUGCCACUGGCUGUUUCCGGCUGGGUCUUCAAAGAAGAGUUUAGUGAAGAGACUCAGGACAUUGACAUCAGAUCUGAGAAGAGCUCUUCAGAUACUGAACCAAUGAACACUGACAGCACUGGAGCCGAAGUGAAGGUCAAGCUGGAGCCUUUGGAAGUUCCCAAACAAAAGAAGGUGGAGCCUACAUUCAGACUGCCACCCUUGCCUGAGCCUGAUCUGCUGCCUGAUUUAUUUGAGGUGUGGAAUCACUGUAAAGAGGAGGAGCUUCUCUUCAUACAGCUGCCGGAUUCUCUGCCAGGGCAACCACCCACCAGUGAUGUACGGCCCAUCAAAACAGAGGUGCAGUCGAGUGAUGGACAGGCCAUGUUGCAGAAGACUGAGACAAAGGAGGACUCGCAAGAAGAAAACAGUUGUUGUCUUAAGGAUCUGCAGGAGGGUUUGGUGGGGAAGAUGCUGUUAAGGAAGUCUGGCAAAGUACAGCUUAUUCUGGGUAACAUAACCCUGGAUGUGGCCCUGGGAACCCCCUGCGCCUUCCUCCAGGAAUUGGUAUCUGUAAACACAGAGGGCAGAAGGGGAGAUAUGUCUGUACUAGGCCACAUUAAACACAAGUUGGUGUGUUCACCUGAUUUUCAGGCUCUUUUAGAAAACCGAGCUUGAGGAGCCGCAGCUGGAACUGCCAGUAUUUCACUUAAAUACUCUCUACGUCUUCUGAACAAUGUAGAUCCAUUUGUGAGACAAUGUCAUAAACUGUCACGAAUGGAAAACUGAGUGAAUGAUUGAAAAAUAUUUAUAUAUUUUUAAGGAAGUUUAUUUGAAGAAUUUGAUGUCACAUUCACGUAGGCUGUAUAUGAGACACUAUUACACUUGUAAAUAUUAAGGGUUAGGAUAAAAAUUUGUAAAAAUCCUGUUUUAAGUGUGAAACAUUGUUAAUAAAAA
Messenger RNA from Xyrauchen texanus (razorback sucker), 1582 nucleotides. Its product is annotated as DNA-directed RNA polymerase III subunit RPC4-like. The transcript is spliced from 9 exons. The record is from RefSeq and is a predicted model, not a curated record. Bases 116 to 1303 code for a protein of 395 amino acids. Gene Ontology annotation, molecular function: DNA binding. Gene Ontology annotation, biological process: transcription by RNA polymerase III. Gene Ontology annotation, cellular component: RNA polymerase III complex. NCBI's taxonomy places the organism in Eukaryota, Metazoa, Chordata, Actinopteri, Cypriniformes, Catostomidae.